Molecule: messenger RNA, 1389 nt
Organism: Parnassius mnemosyne (clouded apollo)
Lineage: Eukaryota; Metazoa; Arthropoda; Insecta; Lepidoptera; Papilionidae
Source: the annotation of a GenBank genome assembly
AUGUCAACAGUGUUCGCCCCUGAUAACAACCCAUCCCAGAGCAAAAUGGACAGCGACUUAAAGGCUGACAUUGUCGCCUGUGUUAGGAGCGAGAUGGCCAAAUUAAAGGGCCAAAUCUCCACGCAGCUUCAACAGCAGGCACGAUCUGCCUCAUACGCCCAGGCCGCUGCGACUAGCAGAGGGCCAGGCACUCAUCCUAAUAUGACUGCUGGGCCACCAGCCCGCGAUCCACCUGUCAACAAGCCAGCCAUCGUGGUGACUCCAAAGUGUAAUAUUGACCGUUCAAAAAAAAGUUUACACGAAUUUAUUAUUUUUUUCAUGGCAGGUGAUUUUCAAAUUGCGUUGCUGGCGGAGCCAUAUGUUGGCUCAGGAAAUGAGGUGCGACCAAUUCAGGGCCUCAACAUAUACCAAUUUAGUCAAAAAGGCAGAGUCAAGGCUUGUAUACUCACCAAACGAGGUUGUGGCCAGGUACUAGGCAUGUCACAAUACUCCAACACAAAUUUUUGCGUUAUUCAAUUCACGAGCGGCGGCCAAAAAAUGCUAAUAGCUUCCGCAUAUAUUGAGCCGGAUUCUGACGGCAAUAAUACUUUAGAGCACAUUGAUAAUUUUCUCCAAACCUCCCGAUGCCCCAAUACCAUUAUAGGUGGUGACUUCAAUGGAUGGCAUCACAUAUGGGGCAGUAAGACCAACAACCCCAGAGGAUGUGCGGUGGUGGAGCAGGCAUAUGCAAAUGACCUCUUCAUCUGCAAUAUCGGCAGCUCACCCACUUUUGAAACCGUCACACACGGCAGGGAUCGGACUUCUAUAAUAGACCUCACAUUGGCGCAUGGAUACAUAUAUGACCGUAUAGUCGGGUGGAAGGUCAACCUCAACGCCUGCCCCUCGUCGCAACACAACGCUGUGGAAUACGAGAUUGAAAUUGGGAAUUCUUUCUCAAAUUCGUCAUCAAUAACCAACUCCACAUUUAAAUAUAACAGCAACAAGGCCAAUUGGGGAAUAUUCAAGGAUGCACUUCACACGCUUAUGACCAACACAGACAUAUUAGAGAGAGACAUCGGAUCGCUUAAUACAGCUGGCUUGGAAAACUUGAUUGAUGACAUCUGCGAAGUAAUUCAUAAAGCGUGUGAAGAAUCUAUGCGGACAAAGAAAGGCCAAUCCCUGACGAAGCAUCGCCCGCUAUGGUGGACGGAAAGAUUGAUGGGCCUCAAAAAGGAGGUCAUCCAGUUACACCACCGACACAACCGAAUGAGACGUCAGAAUCUUCCUUUAGACCAUUUGGCAGAGGAGUUAAAAAACAAAAAAGCAUUAUAUGCGGAAGAACUGAGGGCGGAGUGUUCCAGGAGUUUUAAGGAGACAAACAAAAGAAAACGUUCGGACUCUCACGAAUAG